CGCGCGCAGGCAUCCACUUUUACGAAAAUGGCGGCGAGUCAAGGCGGAGCGGGAGCCGUGGCGGCGCUGCAGGGCCAGCCCUACCCCAGCGUGCCUCACUGGAACCCGGGCGCGCUGCAGCACCAGCAGCCGCUGCACACGGCGCGGAGCCUGGAGCGCGCGCUGGAGGACGCCGUCUGCUCGGGCAUCCUCAACAUCAGCGGCAGGAAGCUGCGCGACUACCCGGGACUCAGCUACGACCUCACGGACACCACGCAAGCAGAUUUGUCCAAGAACCGCUUCGGCGAGAUCCCCCCUGAAGUGUGUAUGUUUGCCCCGCUGGAGUCGCUCAACCUCUACCACAAUUGCAUCAAGAUGAUUCCAGAAGCCAUCGUCAACUUACAGAUGCUUACUUACCUCAAUAUCAGUCGGAAUCAGCUGUCGGUUCUACCCAAAUUUCUCUUCAACCUUCCUCUCCGGGUCCUAGUGGUCAGCAACAACAAACUGGUGUCUGUUCCGGAUGAGAUCGGCAAGGCGAAAGACCUCAUGGAAUUGGACAUCAGCUGUAAUGAAAUUCAGGUGCUUCCUGCUCAGAUGGGGAAACUCCUCGCCUUACGAGAACUCAACAUCAGGAGAAACUGCCUGCAAGUCCUACCUGACGAGUUGUCUGAUCUACCAUUGAUCAGGUUGGAUUUCUCCUGUAAUAAAAUCACUGAAAUCCCUCCAUCUUACCGUAAGCUCAGCCAGCUGCAGCACAUUGUUCUCGACAACAACCCCAUGCAGUCCCCUCCAGCACAGAUUUGUCUGAAGGGGAAGAUUCAUAUCUUUAAGUAUUUAAACAUGCAGGCAUGUCGUCUGGAUAAAAAGCCCGACUCAUUGGACCUCCCCACGUUGGGCAAACGCUGUUUACCGCAGCAGCUUACAGACAGUAUGGAGGAUUUUUACCCUAGUAAGAACCACGGACCUGAUUCGGGUAUUGGCAGCGACAACGGUGAUAAGAGACUUUCGACUACAGAGCCAUCUGAUGAUGACACUAUCAGCCUACACUCUCAGGUAUCUGAGACAGCACGAGCUGAUGCCCACUCGCUCCUGUGCAAGCUGGACUCAAGUAAAGAUCAGGACCCGUAUGACUUCAUUGACCCUAACCCAGAUGAAGAGGCAGUGCUGUGUGAAGGAGAUCUGCAGCAGAACACGCCCUACGUGUCCUGCAUAAAGGAGUUGGAGAGGGUUCUUAAAACACACCAAAGCAAAGACAAGGAGAACUGGAAGGAGGAAUCUGGAUCAGAGAAAGAGCAGCUUGCGGAGGAAGAGGAGGAUGAACUGAAGGAAGUCUUGGACCUGAGGAAGAUAGCAGUGCAGCUUCUACAGCAAGAGCAGCAGAACAGGAGGCGAUCCCUUAUUUGUAGAGCAGAAAGUCUAAUCCACCGUAGGAGGGCGGCGGGGAGAGCACACAGGUUUCUCAGUCAUUCAGGAGGAAGCAGCAAGCAGAGAUCUCCUUCACAAGCUGUCAGGAGCGCAUCACUGGACGAGGGUAGCAGUGCGGCUUCAGCAGUAUGUGGACAGGAUGCGGACCUCACAGAUGAAGACGCAGCUUUCUCAGAGCCUUCUUCCUCCUGCUCGUUUGAUGGGAGCCUCAAGUCAGACAACAGCGACUCUGAGCCGAAAUGGCCUGAACUUCCCCCCAUUCUCAAUCAGAAUGAGGACCGCAGACGGAACAAAUAUCUGAGGAAAGACUACCUGAAGUACAAGUGUCAGAGUGCACGAAGAAACUCCACCGACAAUGACUGUGAGGAGGCUAUGCGCUCCACUGACUUCAGCACGACUCUGACUGUCUUUGGCCUGAAGCCCCGAUCAGCAUUUUCCCGUAGCAGUCGUCAAGAGUUCGGCUCCACAGAUCCCAGCUUCACCAUGAGGAGGAAAAUGGAACACCUCAGAGAGGAAAUGGAACAGAUACGUCUCCUACGGCAGAACCUGGAGUCAAGGUUGAAGGUUUUAUUGCCUGAAGAUGUUGGUGCUGCUUUAAUGGAUGGUGUUGUUCUUUGCCAUCUGGCCAAUCAUAUUCGACCUCGCUCUGUGGCCAGCAUUCAUGUGCCCUCUCCUGCUGUACCAAAGCUGAGCAUGGCCAAGUGCCGGCGGAAUGUUGAGAAUUUUCUGGAAGCGUGUAAAAAGCUUGGUGUGCCACAGGACAAGUUAUGUUUGCCUCAUCACAUUCUGGAGGAGCGUGGUUUGGUGAAAGUCGGCGUCACCGUUCAAGCCUUGCUGGACUUACCAUCCUCAAAACCCACUCAGCUGUCCACCCUGUAGCACUGCAGUAAAAGCCAUGAAAAAGCCUGGAAAGCAGGAUUGGCAGACGUUCCUUAGCAUCUUGCGUCCUGCCUUGCCUCCGUCUUACACUUCGGCCACUUCCAGUCUGUUGACCUCAAGAGAGCUUUGAACCCUUCUCUGAGCAAAAGGCCCUUUAUCUGUUAUACCCCUUUUAAACUGACUGGUGCUUGUGCUGGUGCUCUACCAGAACUAUUACCUAAGCUCAAAGCUUACAUUUCCACAAUGAAAAUAUGUGUAACCCGUAACAUUUUGGCCUCAUUGACUUGCUGGGCCUUGACCAAGGAACCAGUGGGGUGCGGUUUAUUCCAUCUCCACAAGAAGUUGUUUACGGGAGUUGAGACAAUAAGAAGAAAAUGAAGAGAGAAAAACAAGAAAAAAUCAGGAGCAAAGUUGUGGAUUGCCAGUGGUUUGUGGAAGAAACUAAGGCUUCAUUGACCAAUCUGGCCCUCAAGAUAAGUACAUGAUAACUUGGAGAGCUCAAGAAGACAAGCAGAUCGUAAAUGGAAAUUCAAGAGAAUGCGCUUAAAUGUGGGUUCAGCAGAAAAAACUGAGGAAAUGUAUGUCAAGUUGACUUCUGUUUCCAGGCUUGGCAGAGCCCACUUCCAGUUCUGUAAUCCCAGGAACCAGCACUGGCACCAUGUAGGUGAUGACAAGGGUAUUAGCACCCAUAACAGAGCUGCCAAGAACUUAAGCGAUUCAUUCCAGAACCAUACAUGCUGCAGAGACAGACGGGACUUUCUUUCACUUCAUUUGUUCUAUUGAGGAGAGGAUUUUACAUCAUGUUCCAGGGAAAAUACGUACUGCCCUAUUUGGCUUUGGCUUGGGUUAUUUUUGUCUCCUCCUUCACUCAAUCAUCUACUGGACCCCUAAGUGUGAGGGCGGGAAGUCUGACAGUUGAUUGGCUGACAUGGAACUGUCUCCUGCAUGAAGCCAAUAAAGCUCCAUUAAUGAAACAUGCCCUGACGCCUAUCCCCCACACUACGCAGCAUUUAUGGGUGUUAGAGAGGUGUGUGUACAUUUUGUAAAGAUGAACUGUGUAGGUGAAAGCUGGUAACUGAUUUGCUCCCCUGGAUUCACACUGUUGAGGUCUUUCCACACCAUGCACGGUUUGUUCAUGCGAUUUAUUCAAACCCAAAUAAAUUCUAAUUAGUAUAGGUGAUGAUAUCUUGCACACCAAACCCAAUUUUUUCUGACCCACUGUUUGAUAGAUCUGAUAGAUCGAUUGUGUACUACUCAAUGCUAGCAACUCCAAAAGCAGCUCACACUGUGUUAUGGACAUCCGAGCCAUAUGCGAACGCACUGAGUUUCAGCUCCUGAAUGAGGGGGUAAAGCUCUCCAUGCUGCUUCUCGCUUUUCCACAGUGGAAAGUAACUAAGCCAAAGGCACAGUUUGCCUGGUUUUAAGAGCAGUAGAUGUCUUUGUUACAUGAAGAUAUUCUCAGCAAGAAAAUAACUAAAUCCAGAAAAAUUGCAUCAGGUGCAGUGUGAACAAAAUGUUUCGGAAUAUUUCGUGUUGUUUGCUCACGUCGUAUUUGGUGUGCAGUGGCCUUAAAUGUGGGACAGUGCACUCUACACAGAAAGUGUGAAACAGACCAGGCCUAGAAGUCAUGUUUGGUGCUUGGCACCCAUAGGACAGCUGUGUAACAAUGCACAUUAGAAAAAAGGAUUAAGGUUUUUUUUUUUCUUUUAAGCUUUUCCUUUUGUUUAUAGGCUCAGUUAAGUUAAUCACUUUAAAUAUUGCUGAAACAAUUUCACUUUCACUGACGUCAUUUAGAAGGUUUUAGUUGUAAGAAAACAGGAGCCGGUAGGACUUUCCUGAAAUCUGCAAGCUUUGUUGGUUGCACUCAUUUCAUUCUAGUUGUGCCAUAUACACACAUACUGUAAACUAACUUUUACUCCAACUUUCCACUUUUAGACACUUUUUAAAUCUACAUUAAUGUUGUAAUGGUUUUCAUGUAUCAUCACAGUUUUCAGAGAAGUCAGUAUAUAAACACAUUCACAUACACAUGCACACACCAAGCCUGACCUGACCCACAGUGCCAUGGUUUGAGCCUGAAUCUGACCUGAAGUGACAAAAUUUAGUUUGAAAGCAACCCGUCCCACCUCAAGUUUUGAGUCCGCGACUGACUGUCCAACCAAAUAUAAUCAUGAUAGCACUGGUAAAAUUACAAUACACUAGCAAAAUUACAAUACACUAGCAAUACACUAGCAAUAUUAUAAUGGAUAAAAAACCAAAAUAAUGAAAUAAUUAUCUGCUUUAACUCAUUGAUUCAGUGCUUUCAGAAACAUCCCCAUAUGUUUUCACUGUUUAAUCCUAAAACCAUCUUUUUUACAAAGAAAAUCUUCGAUUUUACAUACUGAACAUAUAAGAGCUCCACUGAAUCGAUUCACUGGUUUAUUUCCCAUGCAUCCAUUUUCUCACAAGCAUGUUUUAUGGACCUCGGUGCUAAAUUUUAUCAACACAAGUUCAGUUUUGAAGGUAGUUCAAAUAGAGAGGAGGUAUACAGUACAGAGAAAACGAAAGCAGAGGAAACUGCACAGGGAACUUAUUAAAAGUAGGAGGGGGGCUUUGAGUCUCAAUAAAUCAUGGAUGCAUACAUCAACACCGUAACUCAGGCAUGUCAAUAUAUAGACCUUCCAGGCCAAGGUGCUGCCGAGAUUAGCGUUGACCCUCAUCUAACACUCUGAAUCCAGUUCAUGAAGUUCAGACCUUGUAAAUUAGCUGAUGAGCUGAAUCAGGUGUGUUUAAGGAAGCAGUGAGCUGAAGUGUUUUGGCCCGCGAGGACUGGAGCCUGACACAUGUGCCGUAACUGAUUACUGAUUUGUCUACAGGUACUCUAGUAAUGAGCAGUGCCAAUUUAUAAUGUUGCCAACAGAUACCCAGAUCUGUCAGGAUCACACAGUCUGUGUCUCACAGCAUCACCUAAAAGCAUUUCUUUCUGUAGGCAGUAUCAAUUCAGCUGUGCAACAUUUUCUUUGCUAGUUAAAAGAAAGAAAAGCUUCAAAUAAGAUCACAUUCACGUUUAGUUACGUUCUUUUGUGAGAUAUUCACUCAAACAGCAGGGGUCUUAUCUUUGUUGGAUUCUUUUCUCAAGUUGAUUGUUUCAGUUUAAUUUAUUUGGUGUAUUUAAAUGUGACCAUGUGUUAUUGGACCUCUGUGAUUCUGUCCAACACUGUAGACAUUAUGUAUUAUUAGACCAGUGACGUUACUGCCGACAGUUCCUGACUACUAAUUGUACAGAGAUUUGAAGGAAAUUAUUUAUGUAUUUAUUGUAUAUUUAUUCAUUCACUUGGGCUUUUUUGUUUGCUAAACCAGCUAUGUCCUAGUACUAAUGCUCAGAAAUGCUCUACUAAUGUACCACAACAUGGCUUUUAAAUCUGUUAUUUUAAUGAAUGUUUUUGUUUUUAUAUGUGUGCGAUGUUUAGCUGAGAUCAAUCUCCUUCACCUGUUCAGAGGAAACAAGCCAAGGGUACAUAGUAACAAAGCUAGCAUUUAUACUAGUGUAUCAUUCUGUAAUUGUCAAUUUCUUCAUCCUUGCUGAAAGUUGAUUUUGCAAUGAGUGUGGCAUCGCCCCCCCUUGGCUCACGCACAGGCCGAUGACAGCCGUGUCAGUUCAGUGCCAAAUGAGCCACACCAUUUAUGGCUCGUUACAGGAGCUAUCAGGAGUGAAUCACAUACACACUUCGUGUCUCACUCUCAGUAUCUGUGAUUUAUUGGUCGAUCCAGAUUCUGCUAGUCGAUUAACUGCAUUUAUUCAUGUCUUUAUUUAUGCACAGUACUGUGUAAAUCAGAGACCACCCUUUAUUUCUUUCAUUUUCAGUGGAAACAGCUGUUAUGGUUUGACUGUUCAUUUUUCAGCCUCGAAAAAAAGCAGAAAAUGUGAAAGAAAAUGACACAAGAGCCUCAACAACUACAUAAAUAUCACAUUUUAUUACAUGAAAUACAUCAUUAGCUUCUUGCUGUUGAUGGAAGAAAACCUCAUAUCUGCCUGUUAUGCCUGUUACCCUUUAGGCUGUGUGGAAGUUUAAUGACAAAUAGACUAAAAGAAAUCCCCCAAAAUGACUGGGAAAAAAGUCUGGUUCCAUUGACUUACAUUAAAAGUAAAGUAUGUUUUUUCCUUCUCCUGUAAACUUAUUAUUUUGGAGAUAAGAGAUUUUCGUCUGACAACAGCGACAUAUUCAUUUGUUAAAGAAAUCUCCAGGGAUAUUCUUCCACACUGCCAAAAUUCAGUCUCAGACUUUGGUUGUGUUUUAUAGCGGUUGGACUCUGGAGUGACCAGUCAGUUCUGAGAAAACCAGCAGCUUUCUUUCUUUCUAUGUCUUUUCUCAGCGAGGCUGUUCUUGACAGCUGCACAUCCUUUCAGACCCAUAGCACUGAGUUGGAAGGUGGAAGGGUGGCAGUGGAUGUUUUCAGCUCUGAAUCAAGAUUGGAGCUUGAUGCUCUCCUCUCAAAGACCAAGGCUUUAAGUGCUGUUUAUCUGAUGGGGGCAGUCUUGGUGGUCUAAUCAUUUAGCUCUCUAGCUUUGAAGACUCCUGCUUUUUUCAACUCAUUUCCUUUGACUUUCUUCUUUCUUAUGCUAGUGGAUUAUUUUAUCUAAUCUUCUCAUAAAUAUCUCCUGAUACAUGAGUAACUUGUGCUAGGUACUUGGUCUGCAUUAAAUAAAGGGUGGUCAUUGACUUUUGUUCUGUACUGUAACUGUGUACUUGAUGUGUGUGAAUUACAGGUACAACUGUGGAUAUUUCUACAAAUCUUGUAGCUAAUGGCUCUCUGAAGUGUUUGCAUAAUUUUGUUGUCCUGAACGUAAUGUUCACACGCAUCAGUUGUGCAAUGCACAAGAUAAAGGCAAACGUCUUCUGAACGAGCCCACUUCGAAAUUGGUCCAAGAAGGUGAUAUGCAAACUCUGCAGAUGGCACUUGAUAUUCCAGUUAGAAUCCUUGUCCAACAAGGUUUAAAUGGUGCAAUUAAAAACAAUUAUUUACUGGCUAUUUUGAGAGUUGCAGGGAGGUUUUUAGUUGGAAACAAGGUUUGGACUGAUGGGGGCUGCCCUGCACUCUUGAGUAGUUGUUUCUGUUCAUGGGCAGCUAAGCUAUAUAGAUAACUGCAUCUCUCCCCAAAAAUUAAAGAAGCAAUCAGAUAUUUUCCUUUUCGGUCCAUGGCCAUCUGUGAUGUGGAUGCCAACAUCUUGUUCUUUAUAUUGAGCAAGAUGUGGCACGCUUAAUGACUUGUUGACAUUCUUUGCUUUUUUCUGCGGAAAAGAUUGACUAAUAGCCGGGUUUUUUUGAGCGCACACCCUACUCACAGGAUGAAAACCAUCUACACAUGUAUUAAUGACUUCCUCUGACUGGCUAAGGACCUAAAGAUUUCAUCUCAAAACUUCUCCCUGUCGUAAACUUAGUCAAGGGAGUUCAACGGAGCACACAUACAGCACAAUAUUACAAAGGCCUCUUUCUCAAAUCCAUGUGUAACAGUAUUCGUUUGUUAGUGCCAUUCCACGCCAAUCAUGAAACCUUUGCUGCGAGACACCCAGCUAUAGACUGCCAGUUUGCCUUCUUGGUUUCGUAUCGUUCACCAUGCUCAGUUUUGCACUUUAUUACAGGAUACGGCAAUGCAGCUUUUGUCAUUUUCUAUCACCAGAUCUUUUUUCCUUUGGAAGCCAGUGCACUACACAUCCGCACUUCUUCAUAGCGACAGAUGAGAUUGAGGACAACAAGGCAUUGUUCAGAAAGGUUUCGAGGUCCAGCAUGUGCCAUGCUUAGCGACGUUUUUGUUUUUCUUUGCACUGGUCGUUUUGCAACUGUUUGUAUCCCUGUGUAAAAAAAAAAAAAGGUGCCGAUUCACACUCGGUUUGACUGAAGGCCAGAUGCGUGGUGUGUUUGCGCGCAGAUAGAUGUUUUGUAUGAAACAAGAUCUUGAUUGCAUGCCUGGAUCCUCUGUGAUCGAACCACCGUAUCUGUAAAUAAGCUCUGUAAAAAGUAUUUGACCCUUUCUUUUUCAAACAAAAGGCAAACUGUUUGAAAGGUCAUGAGAAAAAAAAAGAAACUUCCAAUAAAAAGACUUUUUCCAGGUA
Pygocentrus nattereri (red-bellied piranha) is the source of this 8372-nucleotide messenger RNA. It is a transcript of the gene lrch2, whose product is annotated as leucine-rich repeats and calponin homology (CH) domain containing 2. The record is from RefSeq and is a predicted model, not a curated record. The coding region runs from base 28 to 2283 and encodes 751 amino acids. NCBI's taxonomy places the organism in Eukaryota, Metazoa, Chordata, Actinopteri, Characiformes, Serrasalmidae. The transcript has 22 exons. Gene Ontology annotation, molecular function: protein binding.